Molecule: messenger RNA, 1788 nt
Organism: Aspergillus wentii DTO 134E9
Lineage: Eukaryota; Fungi; Ascomycota; Eurotiomycetes; Eurotiales; Aspergillaceae
Product: MFS transporter
Exons: 4
Coding region: 260-1717 (485 amino acids)
Biological process (GO): transmembrane transport
Molecular function (GO): transmembrane transporter activity
Source: RefSeq, a predicted model, not a curated record
GCAACACUGGCCAAUAACGGGCCCGGGUGGAGUUCAAUUCCUGUUUGAAACCCUUGGAGCUCCAACGGGUUGCCGAAAGCGGGCCCGUAUUCGGUCCACCGAGGAUGUUUUCAUUGGGAGAGACGAUCGGACAAAAGGCCGUCCCCAGUCUGGCCCAGAUUUGAAAUCAGCCAUUGGGAUUGUAAUAAAAAGUUUUCAGGUCCGGAGGGUUCAUGGUUCAGGUUCAGGGACAUUACUUUCGUUAUUGUGAGAUGUUAACAUGACGGUCACGGCAUUCACUAAAGACGCUCCCGAUGGAGUCGUCCAGUCUAUCCCCGAAAAAGGCGUCGCUAGUCCUUUUGAUUUCCCUCUGACCAAAAAACUCCACAUCGUCGUGGCCGGCAUCUACUUUGUCUUCAACAGCUCCCUGGGCUCGUCGCUGUCUUCGGGCGCGACAAAUGAAAUCGCCCAAUACUUUGACAUCCCCAGCGAUGACCUCAAGCUGGUGCUUCUCACCUCGCUGUACAUGGCCGGCUUUGCCAUCGGGCCUGUCAUCUUUGGCCCGAUGAGCGAAUACUUUGGUCGGAAAUCCGUGCUGACCUGUACUUUUGCCAUCUAUCUCAUCUUCACCAUGGGAUGUGCGCUGGCACCAACAUUCCCUGCGCUGCUGGUCUUUCGCUUCUUCUGCGGCCUUGGAGGAUCUGCACCAAAUGCCGUGCUGGGCGGGUUGUAUUCCGACAUCUACAGCGAUCCGCAUACUCGCGGCCUCGUCAUGGGCUGGUUCAUGUUCGUCACCAUCUUUCCGCCUCUCCUCGGCCCGAUCAUCUCAGGCUACGUCUCGGUGAUCUCAUGGCGAUGGACAUUCUGGGUGGGUUUGAUUAUCGCAGGGGCUGGAUUUCCUCUGAUUCUCUUCAUGCCGGAGACGUAUAUGCCUGUGCUGGUGCAGCGACAUGAACGCGCCAUGAAUCCGGAUAGACUCACCGGCUGGGAACGGUUCCGGUUUGAAGCAAGGGAGUUUUCGAACAAGAUGGGCUCUGUUAUGAGUCGGCCGUUUGCGAUGAUCUUCCAAGAGCCGAUUGUGCUUUGCUGUUCGCUUUAUUUGGCGUUGGUUUACUCCGUUUUAUAUCUCUAUUUCGAGGCUUAUCCGAUUGUGUUUCAAAAACUAUACGGACUAUCCGCUGGUGUCAGUGGUCUCGCCUUUCUUCCUAUUCUCCCCGGCUCCAUCAUCGCCUUCAUCAUCUUCUUCCUCUACAGCUCCUACCACACCAAAGCCGCAAAGGCCAAUCUCCCCUGGGCCCACGUCGAGGAAUACCGGCGCCUCCCCCUCGCCUGCAUCGGCUGCCUCGGCAUCCCCAUCGCCCUCUUCUGGCUCGGCUGGUCCGCAAAACCCUCCAUCUCCCCGGUCAUGCCCAUGAUGUCAGGCAUCUUCUUCGGCUUCGGCUACCUCCUGAUUUUCAUGGCGUUGCUCAACUAUCUCACGGAUGCAUAUAAGCAGUUUUCUGCAUCGGCUGCGGCGGCGGCGAGUACGACGCGUUCGCUGUUCGCGGUUUGUCUACCGCUGGCCACGGAGAAGAUGUAUGGAAAUCUGGGAAUUAAUUGGGCCAGUUCUUUGUUGGGGUUCUGUGCGUUGGGGAUGGCGGUUAUUCCGUUUGUGUUUAUCAAGUAUGGGGUUUGGAUAAGGGGGAGAAGUAAAUUUGCGCAGAGGGCGGCGCAGGGGGAUGUUCUUCUUAUUAAGUAAUUAUUCAUAAUGAUAUAGAUUAGAUCAUGAUAGAUAGAUAGACUAUAUAAUAUAAAAGUUUUUGUUUUGGG